Anolis carolinensis (green anole) is the source of this 3103-nucleotide messenger RNA. RefSeq names its product probable G-protein coupled receptor 33. Gene Ontology annotation, molecular function: complement receptor activity; G protein-coupled receptor activity. Gene Ontology annotation, biological process: phospholipase C-activating G protein-coupled receptor signaling pathway; complement receptor mediated signaling pathway; inflammatory response. Lineage: Eukaryota; Metazoa; Chordata; Lepidosauria; Squamata; Anolidae. The record is from RefSeq and is a predicted model, not a curated record. Gene Ontology annotation, cellular component: plasma membrane. The coding region runs from base 360 to 1436 and encodes 358 amino acids. The transcript is spliced from 2 exons.
UCCAAACAAAUUUAAAAUUAUUUUAAAGCCAGUCAUAAAACCAUAAGAACAUAUGAAAUGAUCAGAGGUGCAUUUAGGAUGGAGCCAACCUGACUUCACUUGGCAGGGAAUUUCCUUAGCAAGUGCAUGCAAGAGCAAACCUAUCUCCUGUACACAUCAACCAAGCCUCUUGAGCUUGGGCUUUUUGCUGAGAAUCUCAAAGGUUGUUUGGUGAAAUGCAAAAAUAGAACAUAACUGUGAAUGAGGAAGUGGUUUGCAUAGAUAAGUGAUAUGAAUCAUGACUUAACUUUUCAUUGUCCACUAAACUUUCUCAUAAUCUAUUUUCCUUUCUCGCAGGCUGAAUUGCAAAGUAGAAAGGAAUGAGAGCGAACAUUUCCAGAUCACUCGAUCAAGGCAACUAUGGCAGUGAGAACAUGAAUGUCUUUGUGGCGAACAUUUCAGAGAUGGGAAUGAACACCACUUACUCUCCAAUUGCUAUAAGCCCCACCAAUGUUAUCAUUGCUGUCUGUUUGUUGAUAUCGUUUCUAGUUGGCACAACCAUAAAUGGGCUCUUUCUCUGGGUGCUGGUGGUGAGGAUGAAGAACACAGUGAAUGUUCUCUGGUUUCGUCACCUACUUCUCAUCUUCUUAAUAGUCAGUUCCAUCAUACCUUUUUUUGCUGUGCACCGCCUCCUUGGAUUUCACUGGAUCUUUGGUAAUGUUCUGUGCAAGGUUCUCAAUGCGCUCGGUUCGCUAGGAAUGUUUUUUGAGGUAUUUAUCCUCACCAACAUCAGCCUGGAUCGCUUCUUCGCAGUAUGCCAUCCCAUUUGGUCCCAACACAACCGCACAAUUCCCAGGGCCCAACGAAUCAUUGCAGGAACGUGGCUUGUUUCCUUACUCUUCAGUGUCCCAUACCUGAUUUUUCGGGAGACUCAUGAGGCAACAAAUAGAAGGAUUAUAUGUGCCAAUAAUUACACAUUUUUUCUUGAUGCAGAAAAAACCGAAAGAGAUGUGCUGGCAUAUCACAUUCAGUUGGCUCUCUUUGUCAUACGAUUCCUAUUGACCUUUUUGCUUCCCUUUGUAAUUAUAGCAGGAUGUUACUAUAAGAUUGGAAAAGAAAUUAAGAAAAGAAGAUUAGUGGAACAAAAUGGGAAAACGUUUAAAAUCCUCAUCACAUCAGUGGCAUCGUUUUUCAUUUGUUGGCUUCCAUACCAUCUCUACUAUGCUUCUCAGCUGUUGGGCAAACUUUCUGAUGGAAUACAUAUUUUUCUUAGUUCAGUUAUGAGCGCUGGCAUGUGUUUCAAUUUCUGUUUCACCUCCAGUCUUUAUCUCUUUGUUGGACAGAAAUUCCAACAGGUCUUCAAGACAUCCAUUGUCACUCUGCUUCAGAGAGAUUUUGCAGAUGCUCCUUUCGUAUUUGUUGACAAUAUAAACAUGGAAGAUGGAAACGACCAAUAGCUACAUCACUUUGGAGCUCAAGGGAACUCAAAGGACAGCUUGGCCAAGAAGUAACCUUGGAAGUUCACACCAUUUUCUAUCUGCUUUGGGGAGUUUAUUGCACUAAGAACAGUUGGGUUUUCAUUUUCUUCUUAGUAUAAUUGUGUUUUAUGUAGUAAUGUAAAAUAUUUUCAAAGCUUACUUGAGCAAAAAUAAUUUUUUAAAAAGAUAAACAGAAGUACACCACUGUGUAACAACUAGGGUUGUGCAAUUCAUCAAAAACCUGUUCCAUUUUCGGUCCUGUUUUUCAGAGGAAGGGGGAUAUUCCAUUUUUUUUGGGAAAUUCCCAAAAUUGGGAGGGGAAAAUACCAUUUCCUGGAUCCAUCAGACAGAAGUUCUGUUUUUGCUCCAUGAAGAUCCGGCCCAUUGUUGGCAAUAAGGGAACUUCUGAGGCUCCACUUUCCAUCAUUUUUAGGACCAUUGGGAUGAAAAUGGCCACACUUUUCUCUCACAUUUCCUAUAUUUACAAGAAUUGUCUCUAUAGAUGAUGAUAAUAAUAAUAAUAAUAAUAAUAAUAAUAAUAAUAAUAAUAAUAAUAAUAAUAAAAAAAAUUAGUUAAUUACGGUUAUUUAUUUACUUUAUUUAUAUCCCAUCUUUCUCCCCAUGGGGACUCAAGGUGUCUAACAUCCACACUCUUUGGUUUCCAUUUAAAACAAAGCAAAUACAAAAAUAAAAAUCCUAACUAAAUAGUACUGUGUGGGUUAGAUUAAAAUGUAAUUAAAAUAUAAUAAAUACAGUUAGAAUGCCUUUAACCCCCCCCCCCAAAAAAAAAAAAACAAAUUCUGCUUUCUACUUCUUAGAAGUAGACAUCAGAUCCCAGCAUCUAUACAUCAUCUUAUACAAAUCAGUGGAAAUUUCAGACACUGUUCAAAUACUGUUUAGUAGAGGCAUAAACACAGAUGAUGGCUUCGUGGAGCACUAUAUAUAUUUAAAAUGUUACAUACGUAACAGCUGCAUCUGAAGAAGUGAAUUUAUUAAUUCACAAAUGCUAAAAUAAAAACCAGUUGGUCUCAAAGGUGUUCAAAUUGUAUCAUGAUAAGACUGUUGAGCUGGGAAAUAUCAUUUUAACCCCUAGUGAAAUAUCACUGGAUGGCUUUGAAGUCAAAUAUCUCUGCGUGAACCCCCCAGUUGGGCUUUUCUGUGGGUGAAACAUGGUUCCUUGAUUUCAUUGAAGACAAUUGAGGUUAUAAAUGUAAUUAAUGGAUACAAAACCAGUUUUUCUAACAUUGGUCAGAGGACUCUGGGAGUAUCUACACUGUAGAAUGAAAGACAUUUGGCACCACUUUAACUGCUAUUUUACAAUCUAAUAGAAUAACAAAAGUUCUAGUUUUGCAAGGUUUUUAGGCUUUUAUGUUAAGGGUGUUGGUGCCAAACUAAAUUACAGGAUACCAGGAUUCCAUAACGGUGAGCCAUUGCCGUCAAAGUGGCAUCCAACUGCAUUAUUUCUCUAAUUCUCCAAGAAAUAGAGAUGGCAUAGACACUCAUUAGAGAAGUGUUCCCUCAAAUAAAAGGAAAAAAUGUGUUUUAUUAUUUUUAUUCAUGAUUUCCCCAAAUCCAGUAAAAGAACACCAUUGACUGUAUGCCGCUUUCUGCAUUUUGUUUACUUUUAAAAUAAACUUCAUUUGUUA